GUUCCGGGCGGCAGUGGCAGAACGGACGGUGAUGGCGACCCGGGCGGAGCGGGAGCGGGCACAGCGGCUGAAUGAGCGGCACCAGGCGGCGCUCAGCGAACUAUUGCAGGACAACAGGGAGUGUGCCGACUGUGGGAGCCGAGGACCAAGAUGGGCAUCCUGGAACCUGGGAGUAUUCCUUUGCAUUCGCUGUGCUGGUAUUCACAGAAACCUUGGAGUCCACAUCUCCAAGGUGAAGUCAGUAACUUUGGAUCAGUGGACACCAGAACAGAUCCAGAGCAUACAGGAAAUGGGAAACUCUAAAGCCAGGGUACUGUAUGAAGCUUAUCUUCCUGAUGACUUCAAGCGACCACAAACAGACCAAUCUGUGGAAAGCUUCAUAAGAGACAAAUAUGAAAAAAAGAAGUAUUUUAAUAAAGGUAUUGAUGUCACUGCUUUCAGGAAAGAAAAUAACAAAUGGAAGAAAGAGACGGAGACAAAAGAAAGCAAACCUGUACCAGUUAUUUUUGAAAAGGUUAAAGUGGCACCAAAGAAAGAUGAACAGCAGCAGUUGAGAACAAGUUCUUCAGCACCUCCAGGGCCUACGAUUGACCUUCUGGGCUUGGACGCUCCUGCAGCAGCUCCUACCACCAGUGGGACCACUAGUCUAACCACAACUAUGGCUAAUGACCUGGAUCUAUUUGGAUCAAUAAUGUCCAAUCCACUGCCUGAACCCAGCACAUUCCAAAGCACGUCUUUGGCCUCUGCUCCCCAGGAAGGAGCUGAAAACCUGAACCUCUUUGCUGACCCCUCCCUGAAGCAGGAGGAUUCUGGGAAGAAGCAGCUCUCAAAGGACACCAUUCUGUCACUUUAUGGGUCGCAGCCCACCCAUGUUCCAGUGCAAGGUGCGAUGUUUAUGCCCUCUGCACAAACACCCUAUGGUCCCUGUCUGGCACCUGGCUUCGCGAAUUUUUCCCCGGUGGGCAGUGGAGCCCUGCCGGCCGGUGCUGUGAUGGGUAAUGUGGGGCAGUCAUUGGGCAUGGUGGCUCCAGUAGCAUUGCCACCAGGAUUCGUAGGUAGCAUGCAGGCCGGGGUGAUGGGUAUGCCCAGUGGGAUGAUGGCGCAGCCGGGCGCCCACGUGGCUGGGAUGGCCAUGCCUCAGCCGGUGUACGGAGUCCAACAGGCACAGCAGCUGCAGUGGAACAUUGCACAGAUGACUCAGCAUAUGGCCGGGGUGAAUUUCUACGGGGCCAAUGGUAUGGUGAAUUAUGGACAGUCGCCAGUUUCCAUGGGAGCAGGAACUGCUCCAGCAGCAGGUCAGUCCCUCGGCACCCAGAUAUGGAAAUAGGAAGAGAGAAACGACAAUCUCUCCAUGCUUUGAAACUACGCAGAAGACAUUUUGGCUCCUUCUCUUCUCCAGCCAGUUUGCUCCGUGCGAUUUCAAAUCCAUUUUGCCGAACAGCCUUACAUGGACUUGGCAAGAAUUUCACUAUCAAAACAGCAGUCAUCAUUACCAAAGUCAAUUUUCAAACUGUAUUUUUCUCCCAAAGAAUGUUUUGGGAAUCUAAUUCCCUCCUAGGCAGAGUGUAAGAAGGAUGUGUGAUCCUGAAGUCUGACAUUAGAAGUGUUGUUGGCACAGCUUUCUCCACUCAUUCCCAAAUUCUGCUCGUCGUUCUGGUGGGAGACCCACCUGAAUAGCCACAGGAUGCCUUGUUCAUGAUACUGGGCUAAAAUUAUGAAGUUUGGACUUUGGACAGAUCAGAUUUGGAGGGGAAAGGAAAUGAUGGUUGAGUUUAUUAACCAGUCAUUGAGCCUCAUGUCACAGUUGGACAGAAUGUGAACUAUAGCACAAAUGUGCCUCUAUAUAACGACCUUUAUUGAUGCCUAUUCAAAAACCGCUGGUUAUAGCUUUAUCAUUAGGCUAAUAGUUUUGAUAUUGAAUAGAUAUUUGUUUACUGUGGUUAAGGUAGCCCUUCUGGAGCUUGCUUAAAAAAAUGCUGUUUAUGAGCUGAUUAGUGCCAGUACUAUACUUAAACCUUGGCAGCUGGUGUGAAAUUUAAUUGAAGACUAAAUCGGUAAAUCUAGUUAGAGAUACAAGUGGGAUGGACUAGUGCUUUCUAGCACACUGCAUAGCCAGGUAGGCUGAAACCUGGCCCUUGGGAUGGGAUGCCUCACCUCUUACCAGUGCCCUUGGAGCAAGCUCCAUGUUGCCCAGUUAAUGUCACUUCAACACAAAAAAAAAAUUAUUUUUUACAAAAGUUUCAAGCAGGGUUGCUUUAAAAUAGGGCAAAGCGCACUUGAGUGAUGUACCACAAGAAUUAAAGAAGAAAAACAGGGUAGCUUUUAACAUAAUCGACUAAACCAAAUUGUAAUUGAACUGUAAUUGAACCAAAAGGUGGAGUCAUUAAUAUGAUUAGACUGUUUAGCUCCUGGUUGAGGGAGGGCAUUCAAACAUGCAGCCUUGAUUCUAUACUGUCUCAUAGCAUGGCUGAGGACAAAAUCUUCUCCAUGCUUGUUGUGAAAUAUGGUUGCUCCUCAUCCAUUCAGUAAACUCCCAUCUCUGUGUUAGAUGUAGGAUCUGCUUGUGUUGCUUUUCCCAACAGUCAGUGAAUUUUAUUGAUUUAUCUUCUGGAUUACCCGUGAGCAAAAGCACCACAAUUUAAUACAAGGGUGAGUGGGGCUUUCCAACAAUCUGUGCAACAAUUAGGAGCAACAUUAGAGAAUAGUUAGAAUGCUGUGUGGGGAAUAAAGUGCUACACAACUGGUAAAGAUGUCCAGUCACCAGUGGAGAUUGCCCUUUUAUUUCUACCUCAGACAAGAACGCAUUCCAGGGUAUUAAGCACCUUUUCUCUAGGCUGUGGAGGGAACUCUUUGCACUUACCAGCUAUGUUGCUGCUUUAACUUGCUUUUCAAGCAUAUUGGGACUGGGUUAGGGGGUAUGGGAUGUUGAAAGAAAAAGGCUAAGAUCCAUUCCAUGAUUACACACGAGAUUCUUCACACACUGAGACCUGGUUUGAUAUGGCGAAUAGUCACAUCUGCACUUUUAGAGUAUUUUGGGGGGAUUUUUUUUUUAACUGAAGUAGGGAAUUCUAAACAGACAUUUAAAAAAUGUAUUGAAACUGAAAAAUGUCAGACAAGUGUGUUUGAGGCCAUUAAUAGGUCAGUUAAGUGGAUGAGUCCGCAGUAUAUUAGAAACAGGUACCCAUCCAGUGAACUUGUAAAGGCCUGGCACAAUAGGAUUAUUUGCAGAGUACCUGGCCACAUGAUCCCUCAAAAUACUGGGUGAUUGAUCUUUUAAGAGCUGAUUACAUGGAGCUGCAGGCCUGUUAGAGAUGUGAGACUUUCACAAAAUCUGGCAGGAUUUUGGAGACUGUUUCCCCUUCCCAAUCUGAAUUGAUACUUGCAAGCAUUCUGAUUUUAUGCACAAGAUUAACUGGAAGUAGGUGUUUGCAUUAAGGGGAAACAGUAAGAACAUGCAAAUACAGGGUUAACCCUGUACGUUUAAAUAUUUUUGGGGAUUUGCUUUUUAAUUUUAUUCCUUUCAUUUCUUUUUAAAUAACCUUUCCAUCAGUACGUACUGAACUCAAUAUGUUAAAGAAAUGUUGACAAUAGCUACAGUCUUGUGUUUAACUUGUUAUCCAGAGGAAUGAGAUAAGCAGCUGUAAUUGCUAAUUGUGUGUUUUUCCCAGUUGUUGUUUUGCCAAUCUUUAAAUAAGUCCUGAACAAAUUGUUUGGGAUGAAGAAUAAAAUGCAUUUUGAUGUGAAAUAAGCUGCUUGGGGAGGAAUACAAGAGGUUUUAAGGCAUUUGCCUGUCUUUAACAGAAUUAGGAGUGCUUCUUCAUUUCCAAGCGUCAGUGCAGUUAGCAUUAGUCUGGUUAUGUGACACUGAACAAUGCGAGCUUGCAUCCAAUGUGAUGGAAGGGAUGUAGCUGCAGGUCAGCUGGUUGGUUCAGUGAUACUGUAUUAUUGCUUACUCUUAAAGCCUGUGGAGAGUCAUUCUUGUGCUAUGUGUAAGGCUAAUGUUCCACCCAAAUACAUGAUCCCCCACCGGACUUGGUGAGUUGGUUCUUUAUGUCUAAUUAAGCAACUUGCCUCACAAAGAGAGGCAGUAGAGUGGCUAGAGCUUAGAACUAUUUUCUGAAGCCAGAAUAUGGAAAGUGUGAAGCUGCAGGUGACAGCUAUGUUCUGCCUUUGUGAACCGUUUUUAUGUGGAUAAUGUUGAGGUGGUGAUGGUGGUGAGAUGGUGGGGAGGAGGGGGUUGGCCAUAGAGAAUGGUCCAAGCUGGUCAAGUGGGUGCAGUGGUCUUCAAGCAGGAGGAGGGAGUCCUGGAUGGUAGUUCACUGCUGUGUGUUCACAGCUUCCUACCCUGUUGUAAAGUUCUGUGAAUUGUGUAUUAAGGGGUAUUUCAGGUUUGAAAUGGUGUGAGUAUAUUAAGGAGCAUCAGGGUUGCAAAAUAAAUUUCCGUCCCUCAGUUUUUCCACAAAUGACAUGGGCUCUGAGAGAGUGGCUGUUACAUGUUUGGGUCUGUAAUGCUAACUUUGCUGGGUGUUACAUUCACCGCUGUCACCACUUACAACCGCAUUCAUUGUUUACACGUAGUCACGUGCAACUGUACUUUAGCAUAAUGAAUUGUGCGGUAGCACUGGUCUCCCAGCUGGUGUGGUAGUUUUAUAUUUGUGCCCACCUCUUCCAUUGCCCCUGCUCCACCCUCUCUCAGUUCAAACGUUGGCCUUUGCCAGCAAUGCGUCAGUGGGUGAAAGAAUCUGCAAGUCAGGUUGCUAUAUUUGCCCUCCAUGUUUAAAAUAAAGGCACCCUUCCAACUGUAGUGAGAUUUCAAAUCCUACUAUGGAUAACUUGGAUUGCAAGACAUGGUGGUGUUGCUGAACUCACUAAUUUUCUGUAGGGAUUUUGUGGUUCAUGGAAAGUGCUCUUCUAUCUCCAACCCACCUUUUGCCAACCUGGAUUAAAGCAUCAUUGAUAAUGAACCUUUUCUACACCACCACAGUUAACUAAAUGGCAGCUCGCAUCUUAACUGUUAAUGAGCAAGGGGAUUGAGCUGGGUGCUGAUGGAGUUCAUGAGGAAUGUGAGAAAGCAUAAUGUAUUUGCAGAAAUGAAUGUAUUAAUAUAAAGCUAAUUUGUGCUAUUUUUGAGGCUGCUGUGUUUAUAAGAAUAAAUUUUUAUCUAUAAACUGUGAUUUAAAAGAAAGAACUAACCUUGUUAUCUCUUUUGGACCAUUGAAGUGUGGCCAUAGUUAAGUGCAGAACCAGGACGUGGUUUCAAAUGGGAGGAGUAUUGUAGGCUGGAACAAGGGUUUAAGGUGGAGAUAUUGCUCAGGGGGUAGAGGACCAUUUUAUAUUAACCUUAUAUACAGUGGUUUGUAUCUUAACCUUAUUUGGGUAACUGGUUGGAGAUAGUAAGAAAUGUUGCCCUUUGGCAAACCAUUCAGUAGUGUAUUUUACUGGAUUUGAAAAGUUAGCCUUCUGCUAAAUUGGAAAUAAAUUUUCAUUUUUGAAUACAUAAAGCUAUUUUUCCAAAACUCCUUCCUAUUUCUGGUUGCUGUUCCGUUCGCUAGGUUGGAUUGACUGUAAUCUGUUCACUCAGACAGCUCACUGACUCGAGUCUGAGGUUAGGUUGGCAAGGACUGUGGUCAAACUAGUGGCCAUCAACCUGUGAACGACUGUGGCACUCUCAUCUCCAGCCCCACUACCACUCAGGGCUACUCGAUCCCAUUGUUACACCGUGUUUCACUUGCAUUUGUUUAUGAGCCACACUUGUGCUUUGCUCUGUGAUUCAGUUCUGUUUGUGUAAUAGCACUUAACCUUUUUGCAACAUUUGUAUAAGGAACUGUCUGGGACCAGCUUAACAUUCAGAAUCAGUCAAAAUGAUCCCUUGUGCUCUCCCUCCUACCUUUACCCUCACAAGAACUGAAAGCUCGCUCUACUAUUGCACAACCCCUGUCACUAUUCUAAGCAUGCCAGCAAUGGAGUAACUUUUCUGUGAAUGUAUUUGCAUAUCCCAGAUUUCUGCUUCCAGCUGUCCUGUAUUAUAUAUAUAAAAAUUCUAACUAAUAUAAAGAUUGUGGUGGAAACAUGG
Messenger RNA from Mobula hypostoma (lesser devil ray), 6073 nucleotides. Its product is annotated as stromal membrane-associated protein 2-like. The coding region runs from base 32 to 1327 and encodes 431 amino acids. Lineage: Eukaryota; Metazoa; Chordata; Chondrichthyes; Myliobatiformes; Myliobatidae. The transcript is spliced from 10 exons. Gene Ontology annotation, cellular component: cytoplasm. The record is from RefSeq and is a predicted model, not a curated record. Gene Ontology annotation, molecular function: metal ion binding; GTPase activator activity.